Messenger RNA from Uranotaenia lowii, 5058 nucleotides. RefSeq lists its product as uncharacterized. Gene Ontology annotation, biological process: DNA integration. The transcript is spliced from 3 exons. NCBI's taxonomy places the organism in Eukaryota, Metazoa, Arthropoda, Insecta, Diptera, Culicidae. Gene Ontology annotation, molecular function: nucleic acid binding. The record is from RefSeq and is a predicted model, not a curated record. The coding region runs from base 1 to 5058 and encodes 1685 amino acids.
AUGCAGCUACGAUCUGCAAAAUUGAAUCGAGUGCUGUUUUCAACGCCCGUUGCCUCUCUACAGCGUAGCCCAGGAUUCAGCACACCGUCAGCUGAAAUAAACGAAGGGAAUCAGCUUGCUGAAGUAAGUGUGAGCGAGCAGUGCGCACAGCAAGACGCACGCCGGGAACGGAAGAAGAUGGCUCAAUCGAUAGCUGCCCUUACGCAAUGCAUGCGUACAUCCCAAGGUAAGAUCUAUCGAAUCCAACAGACUAUUCUAGCUUCACAAGGAGAUCGUACCAAGUUUAACAUACAUGCCAUCAAGUUAUAUGUUAAAACUGUAGAUGCCGCAUACGAUGAAUUCAAUGGAUUCCUGAAUCAGAUUUACAUCUCCGAUCCCUCUGCAAGAGACGAAUUCGAACCGAUGUUCCUUGAAUUCGAAGAACUAUACGAGUCUGUUAGUAUUGCGCUUUCCGAAAUAACUCAGUACCAUGAGGAUCAGAAACUUGCUGCUGUUGCAGCGCGCGAAGAGCAGAAACAAGCCAUUUGCCAACCUGGCGGCAGUGGUCAACAGAACCAAUUUCCGAUUCAGAUGGUUCCAUCCUUAUUGAUGCAGCAAGCUCCCUUACCGACGUUUGACGGACAGUACGAAAACUGGUACAAGUUUAGAGAUCGAUUUAUUGACAUCACUCUGAACGACAAGAAGCUCAACGUUAACAGUCGGUACACCAAGGCAAGGCAAUUAGGAUUGUGCUUCGCAUGCUUGAGAAGAGGACAUCGGACCUUGUCCUGCAAGGUUGAUAAGAAGAAGCUGUGCGAAUGCAAGAAGAAGCACCAUCCAUUGAUGCACGUGGAGGAAAAACCUGAGGCAAUAGAGAGGGUGACGGGCAGGACUGCUGAGCAACCAGGGACGUCGAGGGAUUUGCCGGAAACCGUGGCAAAAUGUGAAACACCACUGUUACGUACCGGAGAAGUGAAGAAGCAGGUGCUGUUAGCAGCAGCACUAGUCGACGUUGUUGAUUCAUCUGGAGUGGCGUUUAAGUGUCGUGCACUGAUGGAUUCCGGUGCUAUGGCCAAUUUCGUGUCGGAGCGAUUGAGUGAUGUGCUGUGUCUACCCAAGAAGUGUGUUAACAUCCCGAUCGUGGGUGUGAACGGAUCGAAAUCGAUAGUGAAAUCCCGAAUUCAUGCCACCGUCAAAUCCAGCGAGACUGAUUGUACUUUCUCGCUUGACUUCCUUGUUGUUCCCCGAGUCACCGGUUCGCUGCCGUCGCGGAAGUUGGAUGUUUCCAACUGGCCGCUACCGAAGAAUAUCCGAUUGGCUGACCCCAAAUUCUUCGAACCCAAUCGCAUUGACAUGCUCAUCGGAUCCGAAAUGUUUUACGACUUGAUGGAGGCUGGCAAGAUCCGAAUGUCCGCCGAACUCCCGUUACUACAAGAAAGCCGUCUUGGUUGGCUAGUUGCGGGACCAGUUCAUUCUUCUGAAGGUAUCGCCUGUGUUCGUGUCCACCAAGUAAUGCCAGUUGAACCUGCUGAUGAGCGUCUUGACGAGCUGAUGAAACGCUUCUGGUGCAUUGAAGAACAGUUCCCCGACGAAAAGGUUGACAACGAUUGCGAGCAACAUUUCCAGACGACCCAUGCUCGCAGAAAGGACGGACGGUACGUAGUGCAACUCCCGUUCCGUGUCGAUGCCGAAUCAUUAGGAGAAUCCAGAAACCAAGCGGUCAAAAGAUUCAAGGCACUCGAGAAGAGAUUGGAGGCAUACCCCAAUACGAAGCAAAUGUACUCGGACUUUAUCAAUGAAUACAUCGAGCUUGGCCACGCAAGAUAUCUGAACGCAGAAGAAGCGACUGAACACAACACCUACUACCUUCCGCACCACUGCGUGAUGAAACCCAACAGCUCGACAACCAAGCUGAGAGUGGUGUUUGACGCCUCAGCCAAGACGACCACGAAUUAUUCCUUGAAUGACGUGUUGAUGAGCCCUCCAACUAUUCAGAGCUCUCUGUUUGAUAUUAUUCUGAAAUGGCGUUCGCACAAAUACGUUUACACUGCCGAUGUGCAACGCAUGUAUAGACAAGUGAUAGUUGAUGAUUCCCACACUAAGUACCAGAGAUGUGUGUGGAGAGAUGAUAAGACGCAGCCGAUCCGAGAUCUUGAAAUAGUCCGAGUUACCUAUGGCAUAGGUCCAGCAGGGUUCCUGGCAACAAGAGCGAUGAUCCAGUUAGCGAACGACGAACAACACCGAUAUCCCGCAGCCAGCGAGGUCGUGCGAAGAGCGUUUUACGUAGAUGAUGUACUCUCCGGUGGUGGUACCCUAGCCGAAACGAAAUUGCAGAUGAACGAAUUGACCACGCUACUCCGAGAAGGCGGCUUCAAGCUCCAUAAGUUUUGCGCCAAUGAUCCUGCUUUGCUGAAAGACAUACCACCCGGAGAUCAAGAGAAACAGUUGAACUUCGAAGACAACGACAUUAACGGAGUGAUAAAGACACUUGGUCUCCUCUGGGACCCAGUAAACGACGAUUUCCUGUUUCAAGUUCAGCCGAUGAAAAACGAAGACCCGCCGACCAAACGACAAGUACUUUCCGAGAUCGCUAGAUUGUUUGACCCACUCGGAGUACUUGGUCCAACUGUGGUACUCGCCAAAUUGGUUAUGCAGCGUUUAUGGCAGAAGCAGAUUGUUCAGCCGAUGAAAAACGAAGACCCGCCGACCAAACGACAAGUACUUUCCGAGAUCGCUAGAUUGUUUGACCCACUCGGAGUACUUGGUCCAACUGUGGUACUCGCCAAAUUGGUUAUGCAGCGUUUAUGGCAGAAGCAGAUUGGUUGGGACGACCUCAUUCCCGAUGAAGAUCACGAAAUGUGGAAGAAACUACGACUUGAAUUGUGCCAAAUCAACGAUAUGAGAAUCCCCAGGCGAACCACAAUAGACGACCCGAUAACCUUAGAAUUGCACGGUUUUUCGGAUGCCUCGAAGUACGCCUACGGCUGCUGCGUCUAUCUGCGAAGUGUAUCGGCUGCGGGAUCGGUCGGAGUGAGACUGCUGUGCGGCAAAUCCAGAGUUGCGCCGCUCAAGGAGCUGAACCGAAAGGAGAAGGAGAAUGCGGAUACCACCGAGAUGACCAUACCAAGAUUGGAGCUGUGUGUAGCACUGCUGCUGUCCGAACAAGUUCAAAAAGUGCGCGAAACCUUAGAGAUAGGCAUUGAAAAUGUCAUCCUAAGGUCCGAUUCGAAAAUAGUGUUAGAUUGGCUAAAUAGAGUGAAACCAGAACAAUCAUCUUUUGUGCAUAACCGAGUAAGGACAAUUCGAAAACUCACCGCGGGUAUGAAGUGGAUGCAUGUUGGAACUAAAGAUAAUCCAGCGGACUUAGUGUCGCGUGGUGUUUACCCGAUCGAAUUAGUGAAUAGUGCAAUGUGGUGGGACGGUCCGAACUUUUUACAUGCGACCGAUUUAGUGUACGAGAGUGUUUUAAACGAAGAAGAAGAGUUCGGACAGCAUCCAGUUGAAAUGGUCGCAGUUGCAGUUCGUGAGCGUAUCCUCUACGACGAGAUAGCCGAUUGCAGCAGAUUUCGCAGACUUGAACGUGUGUUCGGGUAUGUGACCCGAUUUAUCUACAACUGUAGAUCCAGGAAGAGAAAGGUUGAACGACGUAGCGGUAAGCUAGACAGCAUCGAUUACCGUGACUCACUGUUGACGAUGGUGAGGAUCACGCAACAUGUUUUUUACCGCGAAGAAAUCAAGACCCUGAGACGAAACUGCCCUGUGACAGGGAAGCUACGAAACUUGAACCCCUUUUACGACAAAGAAGAAGGUGUGCUUAGAGUUGGUGGAAGAAUCCGAAACGCAGACUUACCACGUGAUCAGAAACACCCCAUGAUAUUGCCAGAAAACAACCACUUCACAGACAUGCUGGUCGAAUCUAUACAUCGAGAACAGUUGCAUGUUGGAUUGAAUGGAUUGCUUGCCAAGAUCAGACAACAAUUUUGGCCGGUCAACGCAAAGCGCACCAUACAUCGUGUGAUUCGAAAGUGUAUCAAGUGUUUCCGUAUGAGGCCGAAGGAAAUGAAGCACUUCAUGGGAGACUUGCCGAAGUCCCGGGUUACCGAGACCAACCCCUUCACCCGCACUGGCGUGGAUUAUGCUGGUCCAUUUCUUCUGAAGCAGGGUCGAAUGAGGUCACCGAUUAAAUGCUAUGUGAGUGUAUUUGUCUGCAUGAGCACCAAGGCCAUCCACUUGGAGCUGGUUGGAUCGCUGUCAACUGAAUCGUUCUUGGGUGCCUUUCAUCGCUUCGUUGGACGUCGUGGGAAUGUUUCUGAGAUGUACUCAGACCAUGGCACAAACUUUCAAGGUGCCAAGCGGCAACUGGCAGAACUAGACGAAUUGUUUAAAUCGCAGAUGUUCGAAUGUAAGCUGGAGGAAUUCUGCCAGUCCCGAGGAAUACGAUGGAGUUUUAUAGCCCCUAGAGCUCCACACCAAGGCGGCCUAUGGGAGGCCGGAGUAAGGAGUAUGAAAUCGCACUUGAGUAAGGUACUCAACGAAUCGUAUCUUACCUACGAAGAGAUGUACACUUUGCUAGUACAAAUAGAGGCUAUAUUGAAUUCGCGACCCCUGAUACCCCAGUCGGAUGAUCCGAUGGAUUACGUCUCAUUAAGUCCAGGGCAUUUUUUAAUCGGUCGUGAACUUACUGCUGUUGCCGAGCCAGUUUACUGUGACCUCAAGCAGUCGAAGUUAUCAAGAUAUCAGCAAAUCCAAGUUCGCAAGCAAUCCUUUUGGCGGCGCUGGUCAGCUGAAUAUAUAACCGAGUUGCAAAGGCGUGGUAAAUGGUGCGAUACUCCCACACAACUACGAGAAGGUUUACUGGUGGUAAUCAAGGAAGAUGGAGUGCCGCCCCAGCAGUGGAGAUUGGCUCGGAUUGUCCAGGUGCAUCCCGGCGCGGAUGCUGUAGUUCGUGUGGUGUCGUUGCGUACGAGUUCCGGAGCGGUUUACACUCGACCGACGACCAAGAUAGCUGUGCUCCCUGUUGAAGAAUCUUCGGAUGUUCCUGCUGAAUUGAGCCGUCCGGCUCCGGGGGGUGGAUGUUAA